AUGCGUUGUUUCGAAAUCAGAAGAACAGACUCAGAUAUAAUUAGUAUUACAAUGUUUAUUUUUAAUGAAUUAACUUAUUAUUUUGUCCGUGGCUGUCAUACCGCGGAAUUACGACCUUAUCUUGGUCAACUGCGCUCUAAUGGUACUCAUCUAAGCUGGAGCGAUAAAAUAGCGUUGACUCAGCAAGUAGUUGAAGGCCUGAAGUAUCUUCAUGAUCAAAAUAUCAUACACUCAGAGCUGCACCCGAAAAAUAUAGUUGUACAUGAGGGGAUUCCUAAAUUAACUAACGUCUGGUUAUCUCAAAGCAGAAACGACAAUUUUUCUUAUUCGCCUCCUGAAAUUUUGUUGUCUAAUAAUAUUGAAAAUAAAACAACAAAGCUAAAUAUUUAUUCCUUAGGCAUUCUAAUGUGGGAAAUUUCGAGUGAUGGUUUGGAGCCUUUCAAUCAAAAUAAUUCAGUUAAAUUAGCAAUUGAUAUUAUUAAAGGUUUACAAGUUCUCGAUAAGUUGAGGAAUGUAUCACUUUCAGACGUAUAUUAUGAAGAAAAAGUUCAAAAUCCUGCUGCUUCUCGGAGGCCUACACCUAAUCCUAAAGCCGUCGACCUAGAAUCACUGGAGCUGGAUUAUGAAAAGUUACUCGGGCCAAAGAGGUUAGAAGCAGAAUUUGUUAAUCAUUUUGCCUUAAACCGAGCAAGAAAUAUUCAAGGAUUUGAUUAUACUCGCGCAAAAGGAAUUGUUUUGCGUAAUAACGGCAAACCCAUACUUCGAAAAUUGAAUUCGGAUUCACCUAUUGUCUACUUUCCAAAGUCUGAGGAUACAAUUUGGGAUAAUUUAAGAACCACAAGUUUAUUUAAAAGUAUUAACGAGGAGAAAAUGGGUAAUAAAGAUUUACAAAUCCACAUUCCAGUUUUAACA
Messenger RNA from Dentiscutata erythropus, 912 nucleotides. The record is from the annotation of a GenBank genome assembly. NCBI's taxonomy places the organism in Eukaryota, Fungi, Glomeromycota, Glomeromycetes, Diversisporales, Gigasporaceae.